AUUAUCACCGUUUGAAUUUGAUAGUGGCUACUGUGCCGCAACGGUUCACUACCGGUGCAAUUUAACCUCUAAAGCGAAUGUGUUGGUAGUGGUUCAUUUUAAAGCCAACUUCUUUAUUUAUGAUUGUACUAACUGAUUUGGUUUUUUACUUUUUAAAAUGAUAGUUUUUAUGUAAAAAGUUUGUAAAUUGUGUGUCACUAAUAAUUAUGGAGCAAAAACCUAGUUUGGAUGUUGUCUUACUCGCCAUUUCCUCGCUUUACAACAACCCGGAUACCUCCGAGAAGGAAAGAGCUUCUCACUGGCUUGAAGAUCUACAAAAAUCGGUACACGCGUGGACCAUUGCCGAUGAAUUACUACAUUUGAAACGAGACCUCGAGUCGUGCUACUUUGCCGCACAGACAAUGCGCACGAAAAUACAGCAAUGCUUCUAUGAACUACCCGUAGACGCUCACAUUUCCCUGCGCGACUCGCUAUUAGAUCACAUUAGUCAAAUUAACGAACACACAGAUACUGUGAUAGUAACGCAAUUGUGCGUCGCACUGGCCGAUCUGGUGUUACAGAUGCCGAACUGGACGCAACCCCUAUACGAUCUAAUCAACAAAUUCUCACAGACCAACGUAUGGCCUCUUCUUGAAAUCUUAACGGUCCUACCCGAAGAACUGGAGGGACGGUCGGUGAGACUGGGAGAGAAUCGACGUACCGAAAUUUUAGAUAAUUUGAAGUUGUGCUCGCCGACAGUAAACGAAUUUUUGAAGCACUGCUGCAACAGUUUCGGCGACGAUCUAAACGGUAACAUUCAGGGGAACAUUAAGAUUAUACGCUGCUUUACGUCGUGGGUUACCGUAAACGCGAUAUCACUCGAUAGUUUAGUUGAUAAUGUGAUUAUAACGAGAGUCUUUGAGGUGUUAAAUCAGAAAUUUGACGGGCAGAAGUUGCAGCCGGUCACCGGAAGUUUGCACGAUAGCGCCACUGAUUGCGUUUGUACAAUUUUACGAUGUUUAGAAGAUAAUAACAAUCACCAGCAGGUACUUGAAAUGUUGCUGUUUAAUAAAGUACUAACCCUGGAAGUGCCUUACCAUUUAUCGGUCGCGAACGAAGAUCAAGAAAAGUCCAUGAACUACUGUCGAAUCUUCACCGAGCUAGGCGAAUCGUUUUUGAAUAGAAUUAUAUCGAAUAGCAAUCGAGACCAGCAGCACUUUACGAUAAAAGUGCUGGAUCUGAUUUUAAUGUGCGUCGGACAUCACGACUACGAAGUGGCCGAGAUAACUUUUAACUUGUGGUUUUUGUUAAGCGAGGAACUUUAUCAGAGGCACGAUUAUAACUGCACGGACGCAUUCAAGCCUUACGUAGAGAGGCUAAUUACCGCCCUGUGCCGACACAGCCAGAUGGAACCCGAUCACGAGGGGUUGCUCGAAAGUGGUGACGAUUUUAAGGAGUUUCGGAUGAAAGUGUUUGAACUUAUUAAAGAUGUUGUUUUUAUUGUGGGCGGCAGUAACUGCUUUCGGCAGAUGUUUUUAAAUUUGCAGGUGCCCGGUGUCACCUGGGACGCUAGUGAAGCGUCUCUGUUUGUCAUGCAAGCGGUCGCCAAAAGCAUUCUGACUGAUGAAAAUGACAUUGUACCGAAAGUAGUGGAGGCUAUACUGAAUUUACCUGAAAAUACUCACGUCGCCGUAAAGUACACGUCUAUUCUCCUACUAGGCGAACUAUGCGAAUGGAUCGAACGACAUCCGGCCACCUUAGAUCUAGUUCUGAAUUUCCUAGUCUGUUGUUUAUCGCAGCCGCGCAUAGGCGGCGCAUCCGCCACUGCGCUACAAAACAUUUGCGCCGCAUGUAACGACCACAUGCCAAGACACAUUCCCGUACUUUUGCAAUUGUUGGGCCAAAUAGACACACUUGCGAUAGCGAACAGCGCGAUAAUCGGUCUAUUGAAGGGCGUCACGGCGAUUGUCAGUUGCAUGCCUCACAACGAUAUUCCCGCCACGCUUCGAGAACUAUGCCUUCUUCAAACGAAUCCGUUAUGCGAAUUAAUGAAACAGAACGCGCCGACGGGACGCGGAAUGAAGACCGAUCCGGUAAUGUGGCUCGAUAGAUUGUCGUCCAUCUUUCGAAAUCUUUACGUGCCGUUGGCCGAAGGCGAGACGAAUCCCUGCAAGAGCACCGCUUUAGAGGUGUGGCCCGUACUUAGCCACGUAAUGGAAAAGUAUCAGGGCGACGUCAGAAUAAUGGAGCGGUGCUGUCGAAGUAUUCGAUUUAUGCUACGAUGCGUCAGUCAACAACUGUCAGAGCUACUGCAGCCUCUUAUUAGUCAACUCGUUCAAAUUUAUAACACACACCAACAUUCUUGCUUUCUCUACGUUGGAAGUAUCCUAGUCGACGAAUACGCCGUUGAUCCCAAUUGUAUAGCGGGACUGUUGGAGAUGUUAAAAGCGCUCAUCAAUCCAACUUUUAACCUUCUGCAACAAGAAAAUGGUUUACGCAAUCACCCCGACACCGUGGACGACUUCUUUAGACUGUGCGCGAGGUUACUGCAGCGCGCCCCGAUGGAAUUCCUACAAUGCACCGCAUUGCCGUUAAUUCUGCAGUGUUCACUACUCGCCUGCUCUUUGGAUCACAAAGAAGCUAACAUGUCCGUAAUGAAAUUUUUUAACGACCUCAUAAGCUCCGGGCACACGGGAAAACAACAUCCGGAUUACGAUAAACGGAAAGCUAUGAUUCAAUCCAUUCUCAACGAGUACGGUCAACAGCUCAUCACGAAUCUGAUCCAUGCCUGCGUUUUUUAUUUGCACUCGUAUAUGCUUUCCGAAAUGGCUGAUGUCUUCGUCGAACUUCUUCAGUUAGAUCACGAAGUUACCAGCAAAUGGUUAACGACAGCAUUGGACUCGUUACCGAAGCAAGGACACGGAGGUAUCGUGACCGCAACACCUGAUCAACUACAAGCAAUUUACAUUUCGAUUACAAGGUCCGACACAUCCAAAUCAGUUACCUACGCACUCAAAGACUUGACUAGGUUAUACCGUUAGCGUAAUUAAGAUACUUUUUAUUAUAAAUAAGUUGUAAAGUUUAUAUUUUAAAUGUUAAGGAAUCUUUUACAAAAAGAUUAUCAAAAAUUGUAAAAAUUGUUUAUUAGUUACAUUAAUUAUGUAAAUAAUAAAUAUCGUC
Photinus pyralis (common eastern firefly) is the source of this 3159-nucleotide messenger RNA. Its product is annotated as transportin-3-like. Gene Ontology annotation, molecular function: small GTPase binding. Bases 207 to 3020 code for a protein of 937 amino acids. Gene Ontology annotation, biological process: protein import into nucleus. Gene Ontology annotation, cellular component: nuclear membrane; cytoplasm. The transcript has 5 exons. The record is from RefSeq and is a predicted model, not a curated record. Lineage: Eukaryota; Metazoa; Arthropoda; Insecta; Coleoptera; Lampyridae.